AUGAGCAAUAUUAUGGACAAGAAUGAUGAAGAAAUAUUGAAACAUAUUCAUAUAUCUCCCUUAACAUUGUCUUUCGAAGAUACUCAAAUUUAGUAAUUGUAUGAUAGCAUUCAGAGAUCUAAAUGGCCUGUUUACACAGAAUGCAUCGUCAGCGUAUCGUUGCUCAUAUUAGUUUUAAUUUAUAUUCAUUUUCUUGAUAUAAGUUAGAAAACUUCAUACCUGAAUCUGAUUGCUUAGAUUGUUUUUACUCUAAUAAACAUCUCUUUUAUAUUCAAGUUUAUCCACUCUUAUUAAGUCAAAAGAUAAUUUAUUUAUUUGUAAAUCUUGCAUUUUUUUCUGUAUUUUAUAUUCGAUAUCAUACCAAUGAUCAAUGAAGAUGUACCUUCUCCUAGAGCCUAAGGACCUUCUUCUUUUGUAUAUCCUAUUAUUUGUACUAACACUGGUAUUUCUUUGAUAAUAGUAAUGAUGCUCAUACAAUCUUACAUAUUUACUUGGUACGAAAAGGCUAUUAUCUAAUGGAUCAUAUCUUUAUGCGAUUAGUCUAAGUCUGGAAUCUUUUCUAUCCCUUAGUUUUAUACUUAAAUGCUAAUCCUUUUAAUCAUUUACACUAUUAUUAUCUAUCUCACAGAAAAAAAUAGGAGGUAGAAAUUUUUUAUCAAUUAUUGGCAAAAUAAUUUACUUUCUGAGUGGAAAGAUAUUUGGAAAAAUACAAUACCCACACCUAUUAUUAUCCUAGGUAUACCUAAGUAAAUAAAUGACUAAUAAACAAUUAAUUAAAAUGCUUAAGAAUAUGAAAGGCACUAUAAAUAAGGAGAUAUGAUAAAUAAUAAGCUAGAUCAUAUGUAAGCAUCUAGAGAAAAUCCAAAAGAAAAAGAAAAUUUAACACAACCAUUUCCAUAAAUGCAAGAUGAAAAUCAAUAUAAUUUGAUAUAAGCAUCUAUACAAAACAAUUAGUAGCCUUCCAACAGAUAAAAAAAUAUAACAACUCAUGGUCAAUUGCUAGAAAUGAAUGAUAUUAAAUUAAUAAAUGUAACAUAAAAUUAAAUUGAAGAAACCCCUUAAGUAAAUCAUAAUAAAACUUCAAGUAGAGAAAAUAUCCAACUGCACAUGUAAAAUAAUCAAAUUAAUCAGCUUUAAAUUGAACCUGAAGAAAAGUAAAAGUAAAAGCUAUCAGAAGAAUGUAAAAAAGCUGAUAUGGUUAGUGGUAAAGAGAAUUCGUAAUUGAUAACAGACCGCAAUAAAAUAUAGGCAAAUAGUAAUAGCGUAUUUGCUAUGCCAACAAAAGAUGAAGAAAAUAUUAUUCAAAAAGAAGAAAAAGUUAAUAUUGAAAUAGAUUAGCUAAAUAAAGAAAAUGAUCAAUUUAAAUUCAAUCCUUACUUCCAAAAUCACUUCACUAAUGAAAAUGGAAUGCAGAUUGAUCAUAGCUCUUUCUUUCAAUUCAAAGAUGCUAAUAAACAAUUUUACAAUACUUUUAACAUUACUCAAAAUCCACCUCAAUUUUAUUAAAAUGAAUUACAGACAUUGAUGGAAGAAAUUAAGGAUAAUUAAAAUAUUUCGCUCUACAAAAAUUUAGUGGAUUUAAUUAAUAGCUUGGCUAGUGAGUUUGAGAGAAAGAGUCAUAAUUUCUUUAAAAACCAAGUCCUUAAAACAUAUAAUUAGCUAAGCUAUAAGGAAAAGUAUUUUGAAGCAAAAAUUAUUGAGUGUGAAUGGGAUGAUUAGGACAAAUCCUUUAUGAUAAUUUUAAAUGAUAUAACAGAGAAAGUAGUAAAUGAAUAAAACAAGUAGCAAUACUAAUAUAAGGAUUAAAUUCUGGCUAUAGCUACUCACGAUUUAAAAACACCUCUAAAUAAUAUAAUCUGCUCUGUGGAGAGCAUGAAAUUAAGAUAAGAUAAUACAAAUAUCUCUGAAUAAUUAGAAUUAGUGAGCGUAAGUGUAAAAUAAAUGAUGAAUAUAAUCAAAGAUAUUUUAGAUUACUCAGCACUAAACAAAGGAAGUUUGAGGUUAAACAUAGAAAUAUUCAGACUUUCAGAUUUAAUCAAGUAAAUUUUCUAACUAUUCAAACUCCAUGCCUAAUCAAGAAAUAUAGAACUUAAAUAUACUAUUGAUCCGUUUCUUUAAGAGUUAGAUAUUGUUUCUGAUCCUAGCAGACUUGUUUAGAUAUUCAAUAACUUGAUUGCAAACAGUUUGAAAUUCACUGUAAAAGGGUCGAUUCAUAUAAAAUUUAAAUCAAACCCAAACGACAGAAAUGUCAUACACAUUUCAAUUACAGAUACUGGAGUAGGAAUUCCUUAGUAAUAUGUUGAUUAAAUAUUUAAACCUUUUCAGACUUUUAAUCAUACAGAAGGCCUUAAAACUCAAGGUGUAGGCUUGGGUCUAAUUAUCUGUAAGACUUUAGUCAGACAAUUAGGACCUUCUUAAUAGAGAAUAGGAUUAAAGACUUAACAAAAUAUUGGCUCUAAAAUUUGCUUUGACUUUUACAGAAAUAUAAAUGAUAAACCUUAACCGUGUCCUAAAAGAAAGAAUACAACUUUAUCAGAAAAUGAAAUGAAAAAUACUAUCCUUUUCAAUAUGAGAGAUAAGAAGAUGACCAUUUAUUCUUCUCCUUAAAAAUAAUCUUGUGAAGCUCUAUUAAUUGAGCAUAAUACAGAACGAAGUUAAAAAUGCCCUAUGAUAAAUUGGAAAAAUGACUCUCCUAAGAUCAGCAAAGCGACAGUCUUCAAAGUGGCUAAUAAAGAAGAAGAUCCUGUAGGUUUAGAUUUAGACUAUAAAAAGCCAUAAAAAGAAGUAAAUACACCUCAUAAAAGAAUAAAUCAAAUAAAAAUUAAUGAUAAGCAAGACUCUAGCUGUGUUAUAAAGGAUUAUUAAGAAUAGGAGCCAGUUGUUUAACUUGUUAAAACUAAGCAACCAAUUUCCUCAACUAAUUUAUUCACUUAGCUUUCACUUCCAUCAUAAGGAGAUUUUGGGAUUAAUAAUCAUUCAGAAGCCCACAUACAUUCUUCAGGAAAGUAGAGUAACAGCUUAAAGCAAGAAUAAAUAGAAAAUUAAACUCUUUUAAAUAUUGAUAAUAAUAACCACACCAAUGGCAAUAAUAAGUUAGCUCCCAGAAUAAGUAAUUUUAAUUUUUUGCAUGUUACUAAUAAUAAUCACGAUUGUCUUUCUACUCAAGUUAACUCCUCGUAAAAUACAGGUUUAAUAUCAACUAAUAACCCAAGCUAAAAUCAUAUACCAUCUAUUUAAAUAAUUACAAAUAACAUUUAAGGUGAGCAAAAUUAGUAGGAUAACUUACUAAACCACGAAUCAAGCCAUAAAAAUUAAGAUACAGUUUAUGCUAUUUAGACCCUUCAAAGUUCAGAUAAUAAUGGAUAUGAUGCUUAAUUUCAAAAAUUACAAAACAACAAUAUUGAAAUUAUACAUAAAAAACCAACAUUUGAGAAUAAAGCUAGGUAAAAAAUUAUGAGAUAAUAAUCAUAUUAAGCUGAAUAGAAUUAUUCCCCAAAAUCAUCAAACAAUUAGAUUAAUGAAAAACAUAACUAAUACAACAAUUCUCCAACUAAUAGUGAGUUCUACAAUAAUAAUUCUCCAUCUAAUAACAAUUUUACAAAUAUCAAUUCCUAUUCAGCUUUCACUCCUUUAAAUCACUUAAGCAAAUUUUAUACAAGCUAAACUCCAAUAAAUUCAAAGAAAAAUUUUAUUAAUUCAAAUCAAAAUACCCAAAUUACUCCUUAAAGAAGCAACAUUAAAUCAGCCACACUAAACCUUAGCAAUACAAAUAGAAAUAACUAAAUUUAAAACUUCUCAAACGCAAUUAACUAAAAUAAUUUUAAUAUUUAAAAUUCAUAGUAAAAGUUAAAUAAUAUUAUUACAUAGUAAUUUAGCCAAUCUAUCAUUAAAAGUACUUAAUAAUAUCAAAAUUACAUUGUUCCAGUUUUGGGAGAAGUAAGUGAGGAGUUUAACGAUUCAAUAUAUCAAUCUUAAAAAAUAUCUCUGUAAAAUUAACAAUCAAAUACUACAAAUGCUUUGAUUAUUGAUGAUGAGUAUGUUCACUUUGUAAUUUUUUCCUAGUUACUUAAAAAUAUAUCUCAAAACUAUCAUUUUUAAUUUGAUUAUGCAACAAAUGGUCAAGAAGCAUUAGAUUUGAUAGAAAAAAAACCUGAAUCAUAUUACAAAAUAGUAUUUGUUGAUGGCAGCAUGCCAGUGAUGAGUGGAUAUGAUUUUAUUCAAAGAAUUAGAUAAUAUGAAUAAAAUAAAUAAUAUUUACAAAAACACCAUAUAAUUGGUGUUACUGGAGGUGGUGAAAGAGAUAAAAAUCAAUUUUUAAGUGCAGGAGCUGACUACUAUAUCUAAAAGCCAGUCCAAACAAGCAUAUUAAUAGAAUACUUGAACUAAUUAAUGUCAAAAGAUAAUAAUCAAUGA
This is a messenger RNA of Tetrahymena thermophila SB210, 4413 nucleotides long. RefSeq names its product ATPase, histidine kinase-, DNA gyrase B. The record is from RefSeq and is a predicted model, not a curated record. Gene Ontology annotation, molecular function: histidine phosphotransfer kinase activity; phosphorelay sensor kinase activity. The transcript is spliced from 4 exons. NCBI's taxonomy places the organism in Eukaryota, Ciliophora, Oligohymenophorea, Hymenostomatida, Tetrahymenidae. Gene Ontology annotation, biological process: phosphorelay signal transduction system; protein autophosphorylation.